GUGUCUGUUAUCAGGAUGUGUUCAAGCUGUUCGUCUGUGACGUGUGCAGAUGUUUGGGCACAGAUGAGGAAAUCUCACUCGCAGGAGGAAGACCAGAACACCACGAGCGUUAGAAUGGACAUCGCACUUUUAAAAGAGCAAUACAACACCAUCAAAGACAAACAGAGACGAGAAACCCGUGUGGUAUGUUUCACAAAAGAAGUAAAUCACGAGGAGAUCAGUGGCAAAAAUCUAGUUGACAUCGUUCCCGUGUGUCAGGCCAAACAUUCUCCUUUAACUGAAGCAUCCGUCUUGGAAACCCAGUUUGGCUUCGUUGAGGAUCCUGAAAGCGGUCCAUGGCACACACACCUGGAUGUGUACCGUAUGACACAUGCAACCAAUGGCAUUGAACACAGUAAUCACACUUCAAACCGCAGCAGAGAUUUAACAGCUGAAACUGCGUCAACUGAAGACUCUGAUGGAAACCAUCAUCUUAAAAACAGCACGCUGAAUAACUGUAUUACCCUGAACUCAAGGAAGCUGUCAGCACCAGCAGUUUUGUCCCGACAGCUGAGUUUUGGGAGCUAUCGUUCUUGUCCCACCCCAGCAACUUCGAGAUAUUACCCCUUCCCUCAGAUGAAGUGCCCUAAGAAGUCAGAGACAGCGAGGAGGCUUGGGCUGUACUCUUCAAUUUAAUAAAGAUAACUUGAAUAUUAGCCAAAAAUAUACAAAAUGAAAUACUUUUCAGGAUCUGACAACAAAACUGAAGGCCAUUUCUUAUUGUUUUGUACCCUGACAGUGAUGGAUGGGCUGGUGUUUUCAAUUAUCUUGAUUAUUAAUGAUAUUGUUGUUGAUAUUCAUGCAGCAUAUAAAUGUAAAGAAGAUCAUGUUUAUUCCCACGUGUGAUAAAACUCUAGUCAAUUCAGUGAGCAUAUGCUUCAUACAGUUUGACUUGCAAGGAAAAAACUUUAAUUUGACAUUCAUUGUUUAAGAAUACAUUAAAAACAUCACAUAAAAUGAGUUAAAGUGGGUCUUUUUUUUUUUUUUUUUUUUUUGGCCUGCAACAACUAAAAUAGCAAAUGAUUACAUUAAUUUGCCCAAACAAUAUAAACUCUUUUACAGCACCAAAUGACUUUACAGAUCUUUAUUGUAAAGGGUUUAAACAAUGUUUUCCAUGCUUGUUCAAUGAACCAUAAACAAUGAAUGAACAUGCACCUGUGGAACGGUCGUUAAGAUGCUUACAGAUGGUAGCCAAUUAAGGUCACAGUUAUAAAAACGUAGGACACUAAAGAGACCUUUCUACUGACUCUGAAAUACACCAAAAGAAAGAUGCCCAGGGUCCCUGCUCAUCUGCGUGAAUGUGCUUUAGGCAUGCUGCAUGGAGGCAUGAGGACUGCAGAUGUGGCCAGGGCAAUAAAUUGCAAUGUCCGUACGAUGAGACGCCUAAGACAGCGCUACAGGGAGACAGGAAGGACAGCUGAUCAUCCUCGCAGUGGCAGACCAUGUGUAACAACACCUGCACAGGAUCGGUACAUCCGAAUAUCACACCUUGGGGACAGGUGCAGGAUGGCAACAACAACUGCCCGAGUUAUACCAGGAACGCACAAUCCCUCCAUCAGUGCUCAGACUGUCCACAAUAGGCCGAGAGAGGCUGGACUGAGGGCUUGUAGGCCUGUUGUAAGGCAGGUCAUUACCAGACAUCACCAGCAACAAUGUCGCCUAUGGGCACAAACCCACCUUCGCUGGACCAGACAGGACUUGCAAAAAGUGCUCUUCACUGACGAGUCACGGUUUUGUCUCACCAGGGGUGAUGGUCGGACUCGUGUUUAUCAUCGAAAGAAUGAGCACCAAUGAGGCCUGUACUCUGGAGCAGGAUCGAUUUGGAGGUGGAGGGUCUGUUGUCAUUGCAGGCAAUCUCAACGCUGUGCGUUACAGGGAAGACAUCCUCCUCCCUCAUGUGGUACCCUUCCUGCAGGCUCAUCAUGACAUGACCCUCCAGCAUGACAAUGCCACCAGCCAUACUGCUUGUUCUGUGCGUGAUUUUCUGCAAGACAGGAAUGUCAGUGUUCUGCCACGGCCAGCGAAGAGCCCGGAUCUCAAUUCCAUUGAGCACAUCUGGGACCUGUUGGAUCGGAGGGUGAGGGCUAGGGCCAUUCCCCCCAGAAAUGUCCGGGAACUUGCAAGUGCCUUGGUGGAAGAGUGGAGUAACAUCUCACAGCAAGAACUGACAAAUCUGGUGCAGUCCAUGAGGAGGAGAUGCACUGCAGUACUUAAUGCAGCUGGUGGCCACACCAGAUACUGACUGUUACUUUUGUUCAUACAAAUAUUUACAAAUGUUAAGUUUGCUGAAAAUAUAAGCAGUUGAAUUUUUUUUUUUUGCUGAGUUUAGUAUAUGAUGCAUUAUCACAAUAUACAUUUUAAACACUUAUCUAAAUAUAUUACAAUAUAUCAGUAAAUGCACGAUGUUCUUAAAGGAAUAUAUAUAAUUAUAAUUUAAUUUAUAAUUAUAUUUAUUUAUCACACAUUAUACAUUUUGCACAUAUACAGUGAAAUUCUUUUUUUCACAUAACUUAAUCUCAAUCGACAGCAUUAGUGGCAUAAUGUUGAUUACCACAAACAUUUACUUUGAUUCGUCCCUCUUUUUCUUUAGGUUAGUAAGUGAUUUUAUGACAGUAAAAUCAUGUUAACACACAUAUUGUUUAUGUCUUGUGUCUAAACUUUUG
Molecule: messenger RNA, 2702 nt
Organism: Myxocyprinus asiaticus (Chinese sucker)
Lineage: Eukaryota; Metazoa; Chordata; Actinopteri; Cypriniformes; Catostomidae
Exons: 2
Coding region: 16-675 (219 amino acids)
Source: RefSeq, a predicted model, not a curated record